Molecule: messenger RNA, 4656 nt
Organism: Aquila chrysaetos chrysaetos
Lineage: Eukaryota; Metazoa; Chordata; Aves; Accipitriformes; Accipitridae
Gene: ZNF408
Product: zinc finger protein 408
Exons: 3
Coding region: 13-2316 (767 amino acids)
Biological process (GO): regulation of transcription by RNA polymerase II
Cellular component (GO): nucleus
Molecular function (GO): RNA polymerase II cis-regulatory region sequence-specific DNA binding; DNA-binding transcription activator activity, RNA polymerase II-specific; DNA-binding transcription repressor activity, RNA polymerase II-specific
Source: RefSeq, a predicted model, not a curated record
CGUUCCGCCGGCAUGGAGUCCCCCGGCGGCGGGCCGGGUCCCGAGGAGCCGCCCGGCGCCGGUUGCCCGGCGCUGCGGAGCCUGCCUCCCGGGCUGGCGCUCGGACCGUCGCUAUCCGGGGUUCGGGGCGCGGGCGUGUGGUGCGUGGGCCGGGCCCUGCCGGCCGGGGCGCUGCUGGGGCCGCCCGGCGGGGCCGGGGAGGAGGCGGCGGGGCCGGGGUGGAGGAGCCUGGUGCGGCGGAGCCCGAAGGAGGCGGAGGCCAACGUGGCGCUGGGCCGGGCGGGCGGCCGGUUGGAGCUGCGGGUGCGGCGGCCCAUCCCGGCGGGCGCGGAGCUGCUCUACUGGCCCGAGGAGACCCGCGGGGCCGCUGCCGGAGGAACGGCGGCCGAGCCCCUGGCAGGGGAUCCCGAUGUCUCCAGGACGGUGGCUGAUGAAACCGCGGUCCUUGAUGUCCCUACUGAGGUUAGCAGGCCGGCUGCCAAACGUUUCCACAGGCUGCAAGAAGAGGAAAGCACAGCUUCCGAACAUCAGCCAUGGCAAGCCAAGGCGGCGAGGACUGAGAAUCAGCACCUCGAGACCAUCUCAACCGCUAAGGCCAAUGGCGGGUGCGAGGAAGAAUUGGACGAGGGUGUGGAUCCCGGAUCUGCAGCAGAAAAAGUGGAGAUGGGGCAUAAAGAGGCAUGUCCAGGAGACCUGGAUCUGUCGUUGCCCUCAAGCGGGGUUCGACUCACUGCUCGCUUGGUUGCCAAGCCGUGCAAGGUGCAUGCUCUGACCAGCCAGCUCCAGGAGUGCCUGCAGGACUGUGGUGGCAGGACAGCUGGGCAGGAUUCCCAGCAGCCCAGUCCUUCUGAAGGAGAGAGUGUAGAAACUUGUGAGAAAGAGAGCAAAGCUUCCAAAGACUCCAGACUGGCAUCCCCAGAGCAUGGGGGAAAGGGCCCACUGGAGGGGCCUGAGGGGCAGGAGGAGUAUACAGAGCUGGUGGAGGGUCAUUCUGGCAGCCCAGGCCCCCCACCAAAAGCUCUAUCCCAGAAGGAGAUGAUCAAGCGCAGGUACCGCUGCGGGGAGUGUGGUAAAGCCUUCCUGCAGCUCUGCCACCUCAAGAAGCACCGCUUCGUCCAUGCUGGCCACAAACCCUUCCUGUGCACGGAGUGUGGCAAGAGCUAUAGUUCAGAGGAGAGCUUCAAGGCCCACGUGUUGGCCCACCGGGGUGUGCGGCCUUUCCAGUGCACCCAGUGUGACAAGGCUUACCGCACCAAACGAGACUUGCAGGAACACCAGGUCCUGCACACCGGCCAGCGCCCCUUCUCCUGCGAGCAGUGUGGCAAGGCCUUCGCGCGCCGGCCCUCUCUCCGCAUUCACAGGAAGAUCCACCUGGCCACUGGGACUGGCCCAACUAGUCCCAAAGGAUGCCAGUGUGCCAUAUGCGGACGCCGCUUGGCCAACCCCGGCUCCUUGCGCAAUCACAUGCGCCUGCACACGGGGGAGCGCCCUUACGCCUGUCCUUACUGCGGCAAGGACUUCCGACAGCAGAGCAACCUGCGCGAGCACCUCCGGCUGCACACGGGUGAGAAGCCCUACAAGUGCCGCUUCUGCGGCGACGCUUUCCCCAAGCUGCCGGAGCUGCGGCGACACCUCAUCUCCCACACGGGUGAGGCCCACCUGUGCACCGUGUGCGGCAAGGCGCUGCGGGACCCCCACACGCUGCGCGCCCACGAGCGCUCGCACGCAGGCGAGCGCCCUUUCCGCUGCGAGCAGUGCGGCAAGUCCUACACCCUGGCCACGAAGCUGCGGCGCCAUCAGAAAUCCCACCUGGCUGGCAAGCCCUACAAAUGCGAGCUCUGUGGCAUGGGCUACACCCUUCCCCAGAGCCUCGCGCGCCACGUGCUCACCCACAAGGCGGAAAAGGACCCGGAGGAACUCGCCACGGCAGUGGCCUCGCUCACUGUGGACCUACCCCAGGCAGCAAGGAAAAAGCCUCAGAGGAAGGGCCGCCAGGAGGAGGUUGCGGCAGAGCCCGCCUUGCUCGUGGUGGCGGUGCCGGGGCCAGCAAAUGAGGCUGAGCUGCUGAUCACAGCUAGCGGUCACUGCGUUGCUACUUACCAGUCUCGAGGCAGCCCCCCGGAUCCUGGUGCCCACAGGAGGCCUCCUGGGCAUCUGCUGUCGGCAAAGGACAUCAUUGAAAUCACCAUCUCCAAGCAUGAGGACAAAUGCAUUAUAGUCCAGGAUGAGGGCUCGCCGAGUGACAUGGUCAUCAUCCAGGAGGGGGUGGGCUUCGGAGCAGUGGCAGAAGUGGUGGAGGUCGAGUCUGGGACCUGACUAUCCCAGCCUGCCCUGGCUGAUCUUCUUCUGUACUUAUUAAAGUGGGGUAAAAAAAACAACAAAAAACCUAGCUCUUUCAUCUCUCUGUGGCAACAAGGCCCUGUGGCUCAGCCCCAGGCAGAAUUAGCAGUCUUGGAGGUAACUGCCUGGGUAGACCUGGGUCUUUUCGGUAGCUGCUCCUUGGAGCUACGAGCCGGGCCUGGUGCAGGGAAGGCAUUGGCUCUUGGCUGUUGAUGGGAAUAACUUCUUAGAGAAGACACCCACAGCGUUAAUGAGCAGUGCUUCUGCUCUGCCUCUGUUACGCUGUCAGCAGGUGACAGCGCACCAUGGGGAAGACAGGAAAAGUCUCAAAGCAAUGGCUUUGAACAAUGCCUUCCUUUCAGGUUUUUCUUUCUCUAAUUAAUUGUUGCUAUUCAAGCACUUUCCUGGGCUUCUACUUUUGGAGCGCAGCAGCACUUCUGAUCAUUUGAAGGUGAUGCUGAUGCCAGACAUUGCUGGGAAGCAGCUUCCCAAGUGUUUACAAGGUGUCUCUGUUGCGGGUUUUUUGAAGAACGUUUUUCACAAUUAGCAGGAGCAAAGUCCUGCCUUGGAGCUAGGGCUGAGCAUUCCUUCUCCACUGUCACCUGUUUUGCUUGCUGCCGGCUUCCUGGCCUUACAGUAACUGGAUGAUCUGUCUGAGGACAUGGAAGGAUAGCUUUGUGUCUCGCUGUGCGAAGAGCAUUGUACAGUGCAUUUUCACUGUCCCCAGCUGAGAGGCUCCUUCCCUCUCCAGGUAAGGGUUCAGCAGUUCACCUCAGCAUGUUCAGAAGAUUUUGCCUUUCCCCUCCAUGUUCAAGCUGGGUUCAUUAAUCUGUUUCCCUUGUUCUUUUUCUCACAUUCUUGCUUCCUCUCUUCCACUUCUUUCCUGCUCCUGCACCGAAAAGCUAAAAGACAGCACCACCACAACUACACCCCAGUAUUCCCGCUGCUCCAUCUUCAGUGCUCAUUUGCCGACUGAGACACACUGAAGGAAAUUGGUCCCAUUUCAGGAAGGAUGUGCACAGUUCCCAAUGCCAUGUGAACUUGACCUCAUAGGAAGAGACUGACAAUACCAGACCUAACAGAGGUCUUUGAGACUUGCCCCAAACACUGCUUUCAUUUGCUGCGUCCUCAGUUUUAGUUACUCUUGCGCUCUGUCUUGCGCCUCUCAUCUGCAUUUCCCCAAAAAAGUUUUGUUUAGGGCCUUAAAAUUCUCUGGGCUUUUUAUGCCUACUGCACAAGAGGAGGAGGGUAUAGUGUCACCAGGGAAUCGUCAGUAGCACAGUUUUGGAGUGCUAUGAAUGCUGUAAUGUGACAAUCCGAAAAGCCGCUCUUUGCGGUUUCUACAUUCAACUUUUUCCAUAAACUUUUACAACCAGUUUGCAGACAAGGUGCUAGCGUCAGAUCCACCACACUUUGAUGUGAAGUGAGGAUGGAAGGUGAAUUCAGCUAAUAAACCUUUGGGUGUCCUUAUUCUUAGCUAUUAUUUUCUUUAAAGUCAGGGGGCAGAUGAGCCUAGUCUUUGCCCUGAGAGCUUGGAGACAGACCAGUGGGAGCACAGGCGUAUGGGGGGGAGCUUGUAUUUGAAGCGGCAGUGCUUCCUACUGCUCUCCCUUUGGUGCCUAUCCUAACUAACUGUUGCAGUUUUCAAAUAUUGACACAGCUGCAGAGUGUUUUCGCUGGAGCUGGGCUCAUGUGCUGUGUUUGAAGCGUGUGCCCUCUGUCACAGCAGAACUGGGAGAGAAGGGGAAACAACUGGGGGAAGGGGAGAAUCCAGGCCCCUAUUGCUUAAUCCACUGACCUGUGACUACCUUCUUUAUUCUGAGAUAAUAGGAGAGAAAAAGUAGGAGCAAUUAUGAAUUAGGAGGUCUUCACAGAAACAUUAUUCACCUAACAGUUGAUCUGAGUAGGUAGGGGCAGGUCUGUGCUGUGCUGUGCAUAUCCCUUGGCUGCAGCAUAAACUUAGCUAGCUAGCCUUGACUGAGGAGCCCGCAGGUGGCUCCCACUGGGCACCUGGCGACGGUGCCACCACCACGUCUUUGUCUUUAUCUUAGAAGCAGCACGUUCUUAUGUGAACAACCCUUUGCUUGACAGCAAAAUGAUGAAUAAAGUUGUUUACUCCUAAGAAAUUCCUAUAAAAGCCCUGAAGGCCACAAUGCUGGUGAACAUGGAUGGGAUCUGUGCAGUGUGCCAUGGCCUGACUAGAUAUCUGCCUGAUGCUGUACAACUUGGUGUUUGCAGCAUCUGAAGGCGUGUAGGAUUAUCUAAUGCUAUACCCUUUCUUGUGUUACGUCCAAAAAAAUGGUAUUUUAAUUAAUA